CCGGAAAUUAAACAGAAGAGGAAGUCGUUUAGUUUGUUGUCGCUGUAUAUUGACGUGCUGAACCUCAGUGACCGUGAGCUGUCUGACAUGUUGGAGGGAGAGGAAACGUGCUUACGACUAAAAUGAUGAAUUUAGCCGCUUUGGUGCACAGCCUCAGAUGCUCUUUGCUACAUAUCGAGAGCAGGCUUCUGCAGGCGGCGGGACUGGACCGACACCUGGCUCCAGCGUUGGCAGUCAAUGGCCCCAGCCUCCUGCCUCAGCUCCAGCCUCAGGUCGACCAGGAGAAUCAGCUGGAUGAGCAGCAGAGUCCAGAGCAGCCCCCUGGCCUCCUGGACAGCAUCUUGUGGAUGGCAGCGCCCAAGAAGAGACGCACUAUAGAGGUCAACCGCACCAGAAGGAGAGCUGACAGCAAACUCUUAAAAGUCAAGACCAACAUUGAGCCGUGUCCAGAGUGUGGCCACUUGAAGCAGAAACAUAUUCUGUGUGGCUUCUGUUACGCUAAGGUGUGCAGGGAGACUGGCCAGAUUCGUCAGCAGAUUCAAGCAAUGGAAGGAGGCCCGCUGAGGGCCCCGACUGUGGAGACAGUUGUGCUGUAUGAGGGUGAGACCCCAAGCCAGCCGGACAAAGACAAGAGGAUAGUGGAGAGGGCCAGGAAGAGGCCUGCCUGGUUCAGCUAACGCUGCUGUGGUUGGUACACAACUUCAGUUUGACACAGGUCUGGUCAGAUACGCACUCAUGCUUUAUUUGAUAUAGGGAACAGCAUAUUUUGUCCAGUCUUUUAUGAUAUACAUUUUCAUUUAUAUCUGAGACCAUACUA
Xiphias gladius (swordfish) is the source of this 817-nucleotide messenger RNA. It is a transcript of the gene mrpl32, whose product is annotated as mitochondrial ribosomal protein L32. Gene Ontology annotation, cellular component: mitochondrial large ribosomal subunit. Bases 123 to 677 code for a protein of 184 amino acids. The record is from RefSeq and is a predicted model, not a curated record. NCBI's taxonomy places the organism in Eukaryota, Metazoa, Chordata, Actinopteri, Istiophoriformes, Xiphiidae. The transcript has 3 exons. Gene Ontology annotation, molecular function: structural constituent of ribosome. Gene Ontology annotation, biological process: translation.